Molecule: messenger RNA, 3581 nt
Organism: Numida meleagris (helmeted guineafowl)
Lineage: Eukaryota; Metazoa; Chordata; Aves; Galliformes; Numididae
Gene: PDIK1L
Product: PDLIM1 interacting kinase 1 like
Exons: 3
Coding region: 1116-2141 (341 amino acids)
Biological process (GO): protein phosphorylation
Molecular function (GO): protein kinase activity; ATP binding
Source: RefSeq, a predicted model, not a curated record
GGCCGGGCGGCGGCGGCGCGGCGUUCGUGCUGAGUUCCUACCGCACUGGAAGCACUUGCAGGCUCCCCACUAAGCGCUCUGAUGCGAUCCUCGCUGCUCGCGCGCUGACAGAGCGUUCCCCUCAUCGCGGCCCAGCUCGCCGGUUCUUUCCGUUCUCCUGCUCUGACUGCGGCUUUCCCGUUGCUUUGCGCCUCGCGCUGUCGGCCCGCUGGCUCCGGGCGAUGGGCGAUCGCUUUCCCUGCCUCGGCCUGCUCGUGUGACGGAGCUGCCGCUGUGCUGGGGUCCCACGGGGCUGUUCCUCGCCCGCUGGCGGUGUCUGGGGCCUCUCCUCCUCCUCCUCCCCCCGAGCUGUGUGCUUGUUUUCCUCGUAGCGCAGCGCUCCGGUCCUUCUCCCGAUGAGCAGAGCUGGGAGUCAGUCAGGUGCUGGUGCUGCAGCCAGUUUCCCUUUUUAGCUUUUUUUUUUUUUUUUUUUUUUGGUGACGAUCAAGUCCGUCUCUAGAAGGUAGUUGGAAAGGCUUAGUGAUGGUAAAAGAUCAGUGAAACUUCCUCCUUCGUCGUAGUGCCAGAAGAAAAAGUCAUUACUAAACUAUAACACAAAUCUUGACCUAUGCAGUCAUCUCACUAAAAGUCAGCUCUGUUUCAGUCUGUUACUCCUCAGCCGCAGGUUUCAGCUAGGACCACUUUGAUAUCCCGGGCGUGGAUGGAGAGCAUGAUACAGUCCUGUUAUUUGCAUAGAAAUUCCCAAAAGACACAGAGAGAAAGGAGCAGAAGGAUAUGGGAUAGUCCUGCCUCAGCGCAGUGCAAUUCUAGGUUUGAAUUGUUGCCUUCUUGAACGCUGAGCCGUGUUUGAAAUCUUAUAGUCCCACCCAAGUGAUGGACUGUUGCUUUUAGCCAGCCCUUACCAUCAGCUGUAAGCUCCCGGAGUAACUUCUGAAAUAUUCCAGCACUUGAGCAUUCAGUGCAGCGCUCAGAGGUACCGCCCUGCUCGCUGCAGGGUAUUGGUGCACCUCGUAUUGCCAGGCCAGGCCAUAUGGGGGAAAAUGCAGCGCAGUUCUUGUUCAUAAGUUAUAGUUCUGUGGGUUUUUCCCCCUUCCCCAGAACCUUUGAUCUUGAAGAUGGUGAGUAGCCAGCCUAAGUACGAUCUAAUACGGGAGGUUGGUCGUGGCAGUUAUGGUGUGGUGUACGAAGCAGUCGUCAGGAAGACCUCUGCACGGGUCGCAGUGAAAAAGAUUCGGUGCCAUGCUCCAGAGAACGUGGAACUAGCUCUGCGUGAGUUCUGGGCACUUAGCAGUAUCAAGAGCCAGCAUCCCAACGUCAUUCACCUGGAGGAGUGCAUCUUGCAGAAAGAUGGCAUGGUGCAGAAGAUGUCACAUGGCUCCAGUUCCUCCCUUUAUUUACAGCUUGUAGAGACCUCAUUAAAAGGAGAAAUAGUCUUUGACCCCAGAAGCGCUUAUUACCUUUGGUUUGUAAUGGAUUUCUGUGAUGGAGGAGAUAUGAAUGAGUAUCUGUUAUCUCGAAAACCUAACCGCAAGACCAACACCAGUUUCAUGCUUCAGCUCAGCAGUGCACUGGCUUUCCUGCACAAAAAUCAGAUUAUUCAUCGUGAUCUCAAACCUGACAAUAUUCUGAUAUCGCAGAGCAGGAUGGAUGCCAGUGACUUGGAGCCCACGCUGAAAGUAGCUGACUUUGGGCUGAGUAAGGUAUGUUCAGCUUCAGGACAGAAUCCUGAGGAACCAGUCAACGUAAAUAAGUGUUUUCUAUCGACUGCGUGUGGGACUGACUUCUAUAUGGCCCCUGAAGUCUGGGAAGGACACUACACUGCCAAAGCAGACAUUUUUGCUCUGGGGAUCAUAAUCUGGGCAAUGCUAGAAAGAAUCACAUUCAUAGACACAGAGACAAAGAAAGAACUUCUGGGUAGUUACGUCAAGCAGGGGACAGCAAUCGUGCCCGUUGGAGAGGCACUGCUAGAAAACCCUAAGAUGGAACUGCUCAUCCCCGUAAAGAAAAAAUCCAUGAAUGCGCGGAUGAAACAGUUGAUUAAGGAAAUGCUGGCUGCCAACCCGCAGGACCGUCCUGAUGCUUUUGAACUAGAGCUGCGAUUAGUCAACAUAGCUUUUAAAGACAGCAGCUGGGACACGUGACCUGCGGAGCUGGUCGUCUCUUGGAAGAGCUGCUCCUAGCCCAGCUGAUGGUGCAACUUAAUGGCAGUAAAGAAACGAGCCUGACCUCAGACCUGCAGGGUGUAGUUUCUGCUGAUGGAAUUUUGUUUGAGUUCCAUAAAUUAUACGAAUGUGAGUUGGCAGUCGUGUUAGCGAUGCGUUGUGUUUGUUACCAGGAUGUUAUGUGUUAAGUCUUAAGAUGUGACAAUAUUCAUUUGUGUACGUUGGCAGUGGGACAUCCUAAGGGCUGAGACUUGAUUUCCAGCCGUAUCUCAGAGUAUUUAAUACAUUCCAGUUUCCUAUAUCAGUAUUAGGAACUCUCCUGGAAGAAGAGAUUUGCAUGCUGGUAGUGCAAAUCUUCAGGUUUGCAAAGUAAUUGUGUAUAUAUUUAUGCAUAUGAGUGACUGAGAGCGUAUGCCUGCAAGUGUGUUGCAUUCCAUGGGGAAAUGACACUUUUCCUAAAUUAUUUGCUGUGGGUCUGAAUGUUUGGGAUCUGCUAGAAAACUGGGUGAAGAAGAUGGAUGAGAAUCAUUCCUUCUCCGGUCCGGAAUAACUAUUAUUUAUUUUUAUCUAAUGUUAAAGGUAGGGUCCGAGACUUGACUUUGUAAACAAAAAAUACAAUGCAAGUGUGUCAGCAGCUCUCAGAGUGCUGAGGUGGCCACAGCCCCAGGAGCUCGGCACUGAUGGAGUCCAAUGACGAGUGUCCGCAGCUGGGUGCUAACAUGAUGCCGAGGUCAUUAAUCAUUCAAUUUUGCUUUCUCCUACUAAUCAAAUACUUUAUUAAUCCACUAAUCUACAGUUUCACAACAUGCUCACUGCUCUUUUAUCUACAGUCCAGCAGCAGAUUGAGUACUUUGAAUAGGAGAGUACUGUGGGCUUCUGUCAUGAGAGUGUGAACGCCCAGUGAGGGGAUGCAGCAGCACGAAGCACUGCUUUUAAGAGCGCUCAGAGUAAUGGUUCCAGCACAGUUGGAUUUAAUGUUACUGGCCGUGGGCUCUUCCUUUCUGGUGCUGUCACCUGGGAGCAAUGAGGAGAAAAGGGGGGUGACUGUCUCAUUGAACGCACACGUUCUCUUAGGAAUCAGCGAAAGGCAUCUCAAAUUUGUCUAGCAGCCUUGGCCUGUCUUUGGAUUUGUUUUCCUCCUUUUUUUUUAAUAUUUAAAGCCGUGGCUGGUAGGAUGAAAGCAUUGAAGCUGUUGAAAGGCUGCUUAUCCCCAUCUACUGCUCCACAGAAACUUCCAUGUGCUGAGAGAGGUUCCGCUUACACUACCUGACACUGCAGGCCAGACAGAAGCUGCUUUGUACUGCUGUAAUACCUUUUUUUUACGUGCAGGAGAAUGACCUUUCUCAUCAGUUUGAUCUUUUGAAAAUGUAAUCUUUAAAAAAAAAAAAAAAAAAGCCUUUGCAGCAUUUGCUUCUUGUA